Lactuca virosa is the source of this 2675-nucleotide messenger RNA. NCBI's taxonomy places the organism in Eukaryota, Viridiplantae, Streptophyta, Magnoliopsida, Asterales, Asteraceae. The record is from the annotation of a GenBank genome assembly.
AUGGCACAUGAAGUUGCCAACCACCGUCUCCUCCUCUGUCUCCUCUCCUGUCUCCUCCUCUCUUUCUCCAUCGCCGAUGAUGCCGCCGUCAUGUCUAAGCUCGCCACCUCCAUCUCUCCCGCCCCAUCAAGCUGGACAGGUACUGAUUUCUGUUCAUGGAAUGGUAUCAACUGUGACAACUCCAACCCGAAACGUGUCACCGCCAUUAAUCUCGCCUCCAAAUCUCUCACCGGAAACCUCCCUUCGGACCUGAACCAGCUCUCCCAACUCAAAACCCUCGCCCUACAAAGCAACUUCCUCUCCGGCGACUUACCCACCUUGGCAAAUCUCACUGUCCUCGAAGAAGUGUUCCUCGAUGGCAAUAACUUCACUUCUAUCCCAUCGGAUUUCUUUCUGGGUCUGACGAAUCUACAGAGUUUUAGCAUUUCAGACAACUUAGAUCUGUCUUCAUGGGUUCUUCCGAAUCAUCUCACAGAUAGCAGCAAUCUGCAGACGUUUCAGGCGAGUAACGCGAAGAUAAUGGGAUCCAUCCCGGACAUCUUUGAUAGUUUCCCUAAUUUGCAGAACCUCCGGCUCUCUUACAACAAUCUCACCGGAAACCUACCGAAGAGUUUUGGGGGUUCCGAAAUCCAGAAUCUUUGGCUCAACAAUCAAGAAAGUGGACUUUCUGGUACGCUUGAUGUGCUUUCUUCAAUGACACAACUUUCUCAAGUAUGGCUACAAGCUAACGCAUUCACUGGUGCUAUCCCGGAUCUCUCCAAAUGCACUAAUCUGAACGAUUUACAACUCCGAGAUAAUCAGUUCACCGGAAUCGUUCCUCCGUCGCUGAUGUCUCUUCCCCAAUUAUCAAAGAUUUCUCUACGAAACAACAAGUUGCAAGGUCCAUUGCCUGUGUUUGGCUCUAAUGUCACCGCCGAUAUCACUUCCAAUAGCUUCUGUUCACCUAAUCCGGGACCAUGUGAUCCACAAGUAACGGCGCUCCUCGAGGUCGCCGGAGCAGUUGGAUAUCCGAUGUCGUUAGCGGAGUCUUGGCAAGGAAACAACGCCUGCGACAGCUGGAGCUUCGUUAGCUGUGAUUCUUCCGGGAAGAAUGUCACCACCGUGAGCUUAUCCAGGCAGAAACUUUCAGGUCAAGACAUUCCAAUUGGACCUCCGGGCCCACCUGGAUCCACACCGAGCUCCACCGAUCCCGGUAAAAACCCAUCUAAUUCCUCAAAAAAGUCCCCCGUCUCCGGCGGUAUGGUCGCCGGAAUUGUAGUCGGCGUUCUUGUUUUUCUCGCAAUCGUGUUCUUUGUUUUCUUCAAGUGUUGCGCGAAGAAGAAGCACCAAAAGUUCGGUCGUGUUGAGAACCCAGAAAUCGGUCAAGAAUUGAUGAAACCAAGCGUCAUCGGAACCAGUUCAAACGGAUUCAAUGGCGGAUUUAGCGAGUUGCAGAGCCAGAGCUCCGGCGACCAUAGUGAAAUGCAUGUUUUCGAAGGGGGUAAUGUCGUAAUUUCAAUUCAAGUUCUCAGACAAGUCACGAACAAUUUCAGCGAAGAUAACAUACUAGGAAGAGGUGGAUUUGGGGUCGUUUACAAAGGGGAAUUACACGAUGGAACAAAAAUUGCAGUCAAAAGAAUGGAAUCGGGUGUCAUGGGAACGAAAGGGUUAAACGAAUUUCAAGCUGAAAUUGCGGUUCUCACUAAGGUUAGACAUAGACAUUUAGUGGCGCUUCUUGGGUAUUGUAUCAAUGGAAAUGAGCGACUUUUGGUGUAUGAGUAUAUGCCACAAGGGACUUUAAGUCAACAUUUGUUUGAAUGGAGUGAACAUAAGACACCUUCACUUAGUUGGAAACAAAGGGUUUCAAUUGCUUUAGAUGUGGGAAGAGGGGUUGAGUAUUUGCAUAGUUUGGCACAACAAAGUUUUAUUCAUAGAGAUUUGAAACCUUCAAAUAUUCUUCUUGGUGAUGAUAUGAGGGCUAAAGUUGCGGAUUUUGGUUUGGUUAAGAAUGCACCGGAUGGGAAGUAUUCGGUUGAGACACGACUUGCGGGGACUUUCGGUUAUCUUGCACCCGAGUAUGCUGCAACCGGAAGAGUGACAACAAAGGUCGAUGUUUUCGCAUUCGGUGUGGUGUUAAUGGAGUUGAUAACGGGCCGAAAAGCCCUAGACGAAACCAUGCCCGAUGAGCGGUGUCAUUUGGUGACAUGGUUCCGAAGAGUCCUCAUCUCAAAAGAAAACAUGCUAAAAGCCAUUGACCAAACCCUAGAAACCGAAGACGAAGAAACAUUGGAUAGCAUUUCAAAAGUAGCAGAGCUCGCGGGCCACUGUACGGCCCGCGAGCCUUUUCAGAGACCUGACAUGGGUCACGCAGUGAACGUGUUGGGUCCUCUGGUCGAGCAGUGGAAGCCUUCUCGACCAGAGGAAGAGGAUGGCUAUGGAAUCGACCUCCAUAUGAGCCUUCCUCAAGCCCUUCAAAGAUGGCAAGCCGAUGAGGGUACUUCUAGAACAUUUGAUAUGUCUUUUAGUCAAACACAAUCGAGUAUUCCCUCUAAGCCUUCGGGAUUUGCUGACUCAUUUGACUCGAUGGAUUGCCGAUGAAUCCGAUACACAGAUAUAUUUCGUGAUAUUUUUUCAUUUUUUAUGGGUAAGAUUGAAAUUGAAAAGCAUGUUGUUAACUUGUUAUUAUUGUUUGCAAU